CACGAACACUAUAGGGCAUCGCAACGAAGGUACUAAAUCAGUUUAAGACGAGUUAGUGAAACCAUACUAUUUGACUUUGUAAAAACCUCCUAUAGAAAAUCAAAGAUUCUGUCUUUCACAUAGUUGCAGCUUGCUACGGUUUUUCAGCAUGUCAUUGAUAACUUUCAAAGCUGGGAAGCUUCGUAGAGUUCCAGGAACAAAAACGCUGCGAGCGGAUCCUGCGAAAGGAUUUAUUUCUAUGAGCAGAGACGCAGAUGGUUUGACACAUUUUCAAUGGGGAAAGAGAAAUGAAAUGGAUGCACCAGAAGACGAUAUAGUUGUGUUUCCAUCAGAAUGCAACUUUGAAAAGAUUGAAGAAUGCCAGAAUGGAAGAGGCUACGUGUUAAAAUACCCAUCUUCUUCGCUAUCUUUGUUCUACUGGAUGCAGGACAUAGAUGCUUCGAAUGAUCAUACCAAUGCUUCUCGGAUAAAUUCUUUGAUUCAUGGUCAAGACUUUCAAGAAUCUGUGCAGUCAGAUGUAGCUACGGUUUCGGACGCAAUGGAUGUCGACGCAGUUGGACAAACUGAAAGUGCCAAUCAAGAACAACUUUCUGCUCCAGGUACUCAAGAUGAACAUUUGGAUGAAGCUUCUGCUUCGGAAACGGUUCGGAACUUAUUAAAUAAUAUUUCUUCUCAGCGUUCUCUUAGUACGGUGGACUUGACCGACGUGUUGAAGCCCUCCAAUGUUAGAGAAUUAGUAGGCCAGGAAGGAGUAAUUGAACAGUUGAUGCCCUUUCUUCCUCCUGACACGCCUGCCACUCCGGAAGCUGUAAUGGAAGUUUUAAAUAGUCCUCAAUAUGCCCAGGCAGUUAGAUCGUUGAGUCAAACUCUGAACUCUCCCAACGGUUCUGAGGUGAUUUCCGCUCUAGGAUUAUCUCCUGACGAAUCCUCUUCCCCCAACGAGGUUGGUGCUUUACAAUUCUUAAAGGCUAUUGCACGACAAGUCAAGGAAAAUAAAGAUCGUGAACAGUAAUAGAAUCAUUCCUAUGGGAGAUAAUUAUACCCAUCGAGUUCCUAAAUAGGAAGUUUUCUUUGGAUAAAAUCGAUUUGAUUGGCAUAAGUCGCGGCAAACAAACAGUCGAUUGAUGCAAUUCAUUCGUGCUACGUGCGAUGUAUAAAAGAAACGAAUCUAUAUGAGUUGAACAAAAGAUAAAAUGAAGAAGUUGAGUACGUAAAUAAGAUAAUAGUUCAUGACCAAGCGAA
Schizosaccharomyces octosporus yFS286 is the source of this 1242-nucleotide messenger RNA. RefSeq names its product 19S proteasome regulatory subunit. Gene Ontology annotation, biological process: ubiquitin-dependent protein catabolic process. Gene Ontology annotation, cellular component: nucleus; cytoplasm; proteasome regulatory particle, lid subcomplex. Gene Ontology annotation, molecular function: endopeptidase activator activity; proteasome binding; ubiquitin binding. Bases 149 to 1012 code for a protein of 287 amino acids. The record is from RefSeq and is a predicted model, not a curated record. Lineage: Eukaryota; Fungi; Ascomycota; Schizosaccharomycetes; Schizosaccharomycetales; Schizosaccharomycetaceae. The transcript is spliced from 3 exons.